Cuscuta campestris is the source of this 1879-nucleotide messenger RNA. The record is from the annotation of a GenBank genome assembly. Lineage: Eukaryota; Viridiplantae; Streptophyta; Magnoliopsida; Solanales; Convolvulaceae.
CGUAUCUCGUCUGAGCCUGAGAUCAGAGACCUCCAUACUUCAACACUCCAUAUUCAGCGGAAUCAGAAGCCAUGCCUCUCGCCGCCCUCUCCGCCGGUAGCUCAGCCAUCUUCAAACUCAAUUACACAUUCAGGCCGCCGUCCGUCAUACCUCUUCCCGUCACCCUGGACGCAAACCCGAAAAUCAGUCCCAGAUGCAAACCCCUAUCCGCAGUCCUAUCAUCCCCGUCGACGAAAUCCGCCACCCCGGGUCCCGUAGCAAAAUGGGACCUUAACAGCUGGAAGUCCAGACCCGCUUUCCAGUUGCCGGAGUACCCGGACAAAGACCAGCUCGAUUCGGUCUUGAAGGUUCUAGAAUCCUACCCUCCCAUCGUUUUCGCCGGGGAGGCUCGGAGUCUCGAGGAGAAAUUGGGACAGGCGGCGCUUGGGAAUGCCUUCCUAUUGCAGGGUGGGGACUGCGCGGAGAGUUUUAAAGAAUUCAGUGCCAACAAUAUUAGGGACUCUUUCAGGGUGAUAUUGCAAAUGAGUGUUGUGCUCAUGUUUGGUGGUCAAGUUCCUGUUGUCAAGGUGGGCAGGAUGGCCGGUCAGUUUGCAAAGCCAAGGUCUGACCCCUUUGAAGAAAAGGACGGCGUGAAGCUGCCAAGUUACAGGGGAGACAAUGUGAAUGGGGAUGCUUUCAAUGAGAAAUCAAGGGUUCCGGACCCGGAUAGGAUGAUCAAGGCUUAUACUCAAUCCGUGGCUACAUUGAACCUGCUCAGGGCUUUUGCUACAGGAGGUUAUGCAGCCAUGCAGAGAGUUAGCCAAUGGAAUCUUGAUUUCACUGACCAUAGUGAGCAAGGAGAUAGGUACCGUGAACUUGCACACCGAGUAGAUGAAGCAAUGGGAUUCAUGGCAGCAGCUGGGCUUACACUUGACCAUCCCAUUAUGACCACAACAGACUUCUGGACAUCCCAUGAGUGCCUGCUCUUGCCUUACGAGCAAGCACUUACGCGGGAGGAUUCCACAUCCGGCCUUUACUAUGACUGUUCUGCCCACAUGCUCUGGGUCGGGGAGCGCACAAGACAAUUGGACGGUGCACACGUGGAGUUCCUCAGAGGAGUUGCCAACCCCCUUGGAAUUAAGGUGAGUCAGAAAAUGGAUCCCAAUGAGUUGGUCAAGCUUAUAGACAUCCUGAAUCCUAAAAACAAGCCAGGGAGAAUAACAGUGAUUGCUAGAAUGGGAGCUGACAACAUGAGAGUGAAACUACCUCAUCUGAUCAGGGGUGUUCGGCGUGCCGGUCAAAUAGUGACUUGGGUCAGUGAUCCUAUGCAUGGCAAUACAACUAAAGCUCCCUGUGGGCUCAAAACCCGAUCCUUUGACGCUAUCAGGGAUGAGCUAAGGGCAUUCUUUGAUGUUCAUGAUCAAGAAGGGAGCUUUCCUGGGGGUGUGCAUCUGGAGAUGACAGGCCAGAACGUGACGGAGUGUGUGGGAGGUUCUAGAACAAUCACUUACAAUGAUCUGAGCUCGCGCUAUCACACGCACUGUGAUCCCCGGCUAAAUGCAUCCCAAUCACUCGAGCUUGCCUUUAUCAUUGCCGACCGGCUUCGGAAGAGGAGGCUCGGGCCCCACUUCAACCUCUGAUCUUUCUUUCUUUAUUUCUUCUAUGGGAAUGGGGUGCUAUAAUUGAAGCUAUACAGAAUGAAGCUUUCUUGAUCUUGAGACUGCUGCAACAGUUACUCCAGUUAGGUUACUUACUGUUUUAGAGGUAAGUUUGGUAGUGGUGAAAAAUAAAUUAUGUCUUGUAAUUGAUACACAAAAUCGCAUAUACCCUUUUAAGGUGAAUAAUAUGAUACUAUACCAGAUUAUCAGCUGUUGGUAUUUAAUAACUUGUGUUCAUUGUU